AAAAUGAGAGCGGCCAAAGACAAUGAAACAGUUGAAGAUGCUGUCAGCGAUUGGGGUGAUAUACAAAAGAUUGAAAGUAAGUCAGUUAAGAUAUAUCAUCAAGGAUCAUUAACGCAGUGA
Molecule: messenger RNA, 120 nt
Organism: Anisakis simplex (herring worm)
Lineage: Eukaryota; Metazoa; Nematoda; Chromadorea; Rhabditida; Anisakidae
Source: the annotation of a GenBank genome assembly